AUGAACGACAUCCGGUUGCUGAAGGAUCAACAGCGCGAAAAACAUCCAGGCUUUGAUUCGUACAUCGAGUGUAUGAGCCGGUCGUUGUUUACGGGUUUGGCGACGUUUUCACUUGGAUUCGCCGGCAUCUACUUUCUGCAGCAGAUCGGACAACGCUAUCUGCCGUACACGAAGAAAGGCAACAUACUGGUGGCAACGCUUGUCGCAACCGGUGCUGCGUACAAGGUGACCUCGGACCGUACCCGUGCCUGUCAGGCACGGUGGAUGGCCGUAGAAGAAAAGUACAGCGUACUGCAGGAAGCACUCGAACCGGGCGCCAUAUCAAACGAGACGACAAUUUAG
Molecule: messenger RNA, 342 nt
Organism: Anopheles marshallii
Lineage: Eukaryota; Metazoa; Arthropoda; Insecta; Diptera; Culicidae
Product: transmembrane protein 141
Exons: 1
Coding region: 1-342 (113 amino acids)
Source: RefSeq, a predicted model, not a curated record